Molecule: messenger RNA, 2051 nt
Organism: Ipomoea triloba (trilobed morning glory)
Lineage: Eukaryota; Viridiplantae; Streptophyta; Magnoliopsida; Solanales; Convolvulaceae
Product: glucomannan 4-beta-mannosyltransferase 9-like
Exons: 9
Coding region: 151-1740 (529 amino acids)
Cellular component (GO): Golgi apparatus
Molecular function (GO): mannan synthase activity
Source: RefSeq, a predicted model, not a curated record
UUCUCUCUCUGUCUAUUUCCUCCAUUAUUCCUUCCUUGCCCCCCUCUCUCUCUCUCUCUCUUCCUUAUACCCCACUCUACACUGUUAAACCUCGCUGCUAUAGUCUCUUCUGCACUGAAUGCGCCGUCCGAUUAGAGCAGACUAACUGCGAUGAAUCUCUCCGGCGCGAUUUCCGAUGCCGGCGAUUUCGUGUGGGAGCAGUUGGUGCUGAUAUGGGGGGAGAUUAAGGCCUUUAAAGUGCCAUUGAUAGCUCAAAUCCUCAACAUUGCUGUGCUCAUCUGCUUCGUGAUGACGACUCUGUUGUUCGUCGAGUGGGUGUAUAUGGGCGUCGUGAUAACCGUCGUCAAGCUGUUCCGCCGGACGCCGGAGAAACGGUUCAAAUGGCAGCCAUUAGAGGAGGAUGCCGAGCUCGGAAACGCUUCUUUCCCUAGGGUUCUGGUUCAGAUCCCAAUGUAUAACGAGAAAGAGGUGUAUAAGCUUUCAAUUGGAGCAGUAUGUGGACUUUCUUGGCCUUCCGACAGAAUCAUAGUCCAAGUUCUUGAUGAUUCAACAGAUCCCACUAUUAAGGAAAUGGUGGAGAUGGAGUGCCAAAAAUGGGCAAGCAGUGGAAUAAACAUAAAGUAUGAGAUUAGAGACAACAGAUAUGGGUAUAAAGCAGGAGCACUGAGUGAAGGGUUGAAGCAUUCUUAUGUGAGGGAAUGUGACUAUGUUGUAAUCUUUGAUGCUGAUUUUCAACCCGAACCUGAUUUCCUAAGGCGCACCAUCCCUUUUCUAGUCCAUAACCCCGACCUCGCCCUUGUUCAAGCUCGUUGGGAAUUCGUGAAUGCUGAUGAAUGCUUGAUGACAAGAAUGCAAGAAAUGUCUUUGAAUUUUCAUUUCACUGUGGAGCAAGAAGUUGGCUCUUCGGCCUACGCCUUUUUCUCCUUCAAUGGUACAGCGGGCGUUUGGAGAAUUGCUGCAAUCGACGAGGCAGGAGGAUGGAAUCACCGGACAACUGUUGAGGAUAUGGACUUGGCUGUUCGUGCUAGUCUCAAGGGCUGGAAAUUUUUAUACCUAGCUUCUCUCAGGGUGAAAAGUGAAUUACCUAGUACAUUUAAGGCACUAAGGUUUCAACAACAUAGAUGGUCAUGUGGCCCUGCAAAUCUUUUUAGAAAAAUGUUUGUGGAGAUACUGAGAAAUAAGAACGUAAAUUUCUGGAAGAAGAUUUAUAUAAUAUACAGCUUCUUCUUUGUAAGAAAGGUCAUAGCCCAUGUUGGAACUUUCGUGUUUUACUGUGUAAUAUUGCCUGCAACUUGUUUGGUGCCUGAUGUUGAUGUUCCGAAAUGGGGAACUGUUUACAUUCCAUCCAUCGUCACCAUUCUCAACAUCGUUGCAACUCCAAGGUCAUUUCACUUGUUGGCGUUUUGGAUCCUGUUUGAGAAUGUUAUGGCAGUACAUCGAGCUAAGGCUACCUUCGCGGGCUUGUUGGGGAUAGGCAGAGUGAAUGAAUGGGUUGUCACUGAGAAAUUAGGGGAAGCUCCAAAGUUGAAAGCAGCAACAGAAGCUCCUACAAAACCUCGUUUCAAGAUUACAGAAAGAAUGUACUUUUUAGAGCUAGCAAUGGGCGUGUAUCUCUUAAUUUGUGGAAGCUAUGAUCUUGUUUUUGGGAAGCGACAAUAUUGUUGGUACGUCUUACUUCAAGCAAUCGCUUUCUUUAUAGCGGGGUUCGGAUAUGUUGGCACAUUUGUUCCAAGCUCUUAGCAACUAAGUAACUGUAAGAAAUUGAGAUGUGAUCUCUGCAAUUUUGUUCAUUUUUUGUCAGAGCUCUUGCUCCAAAAACUUGUAAACCCAUUUAUUAGGGGAAUAUGUAGGGGGAAAGGAAGUUUAGGAAAAGGUAUCCAUUGCUUCUAAAGCACAUUGAUAGUAUGUAGCUUAGUUGUAAGUAGUAACUCAUUUACUAUUCUAUUUCACCUUGCCCCUCAGUAUUUCAUGGGGUUGUGAAAAUAUUUGUUCCUUAGGCUAUUCUUUGGCUUGCCCAUUUUGAAUAGUGAAAACAUUUGUUCCUUAGGCUA